Messenger RNA from Diceros bicornis minor, 2686 nucleotides. It is a transcript of the gene FBXO46, whose product is annotated as F-box protein 46. Lineage: Eukaryota; Metazoa; Chordata; Mammalia; Perissodactyla; Rhinocerotidae. Gene Ontology annotation, molecular function: protein binding. Bases 165 to 1982 code for a protein of 605 amino acids. The transcript has 2 exons. The record is from RefSeq and is a predicted model, not a curated record.
UCGGGGCGGGAACCCGGAAGGGGAGGCUGGAGAGGAGCGAGUGGGGGAAACCCGCGUAGCCGAGGAAGCUGCGGCGCGAGGAGAUGGUGGCCUGUGGAGCCCCCCACCACCCUCCAGGUCCUGAGAUGUGGUGAACCCCUGCCUGUCUGCCACCAUUGCCCAGAAUGGACCGCGGUGGCCUCCUGCCCUUCCAGCUCUGGUGCCCUCGGCCCUUUGGCACCUACUCGCAGAACCAGCCGCGCCCACCUUCCACAGCCCUCAAGCCGGCAGCCUGCCCUGAGCCAGGCAGCGGGGCUGAGCCGGAGCACGGGCCUGCCCACUCGGAGAACACACCGCCCACCUUGGCGGCGGAGGCCCCUGCCUCCCAGCCUGCCCCGCUCCUCUCAGCAGCAGCUGCUGGGGACGAGGGUCGAGUCCUGCUGGACACGUGGUAUGUGAUCAAGCCUGGGAACACGAAGGAGAAGGUGGCCUUCUUUGUGGCGCACCAGUGUGGUGGGGGCAGCCGGGCCAGCUCCAUGAAGGUCAAAGGGCACUGGGGCAGUGACAGUUCCAAGGCGAAGCGGAGGAGGCGCUGUCUGGAGCCCACGAAGGCUCCGCCGGACCCCGGGGGCCGGGAGGGUCCCCCUCCUGCCGAGGGUGCCCCAGCCUCAGCCUGUGAGGAUGUGGACCUGCUCUCUGUGGCUGAGAUGGUGGCCCUGGUGGAACAGCGGGCCGCCCUGGCCCUGCAGAACUAUCCGCGCCCCGGCACCCCGGCACCCGUGGUCUUCGUGUCAGCUGAGCAGGGCGGGCCCACCAAGGGGCUGGGGUCUGAACGGCGGUCUGGUGGCGGGGACUGCAGCCGUGUCGCCGAGGCGGUGGCCCACUUCGAGGCCCAGCGGGACAACCCUCCGGCCAAGGGCCUUCGCAAGGAGGAGCGGCCUGGACCGGGCCCCGGGGAGGUGCGCAUCGCCUUCCGUAUCUCCAAUGGCCGUGAGCCCCGUGCACCGGAUGGCAGCUUGCCCAACGGGAGCGGGGGCCGGCCCGGCUGUGCCUACCCUGGCAGCCCAGGGCCCGGGGCCCGAGCCAAGGACAAGAUCACCUGUGACCUGUACCAGCUUAUCAGCCCCUCUCGGGAUGCCCUCCCCAGCAAUGUGGAGUUCCUUCUGGCUAGGGCGGAUGAAGCCAGCGAGGGCGAGACCCCAGCCCCUGCCAGGCCCGAGGACACUCCCCCGGCCCCCCCUCCACCCCCCGCGCGGGACUGUGGAGCGUCAGGCUUCCACGUGGAUGUGGUGGUGACAGGCGUGGUAGACGAGUGCAUCUUCUUUGGCAAGGAUGGCACCAAGAACGUGAAGGAGGAGACUGUGUGCCUGACUGUCAGCCCCGAGGAGCCGCCCCCACCCGGCCAGCUCUUCUUCCUCCAGUCCCGGGGGCCAGACGGGCCCCCCGAGCCUCCCCCAGCUGACUCACCGGCCGCCACGCCAGGCCCGGACGAUGCUGAGGGGACAGCGGACACCUCCCUGUGCCGCCUGUACCGGCACGUGUCGCACGACUUCCUGGAGAUCCGCUUCAAGAUCCAGAGGCUGCUGGAGCCGCGACAGUACAUGCUGUUGCUCCCCGAGCACGUGCUGGUCAAGAUCUUCAGCUUCCUGCCCACGCGGGCCCUGGCGGCCCUCAAGUGCACCUGCCACCACUUCAAGGGCAUCAUCGAGGCGUUCGGCGUGCGGGCCACAGACUCGCGCUGGAGCCGCGACCCCCUCUACCGGGAUGACCCUUGCAAGCAGUGCCGCAAGAGAUACGAGAAGGGCGAUGUGUCGCUCUGCCGCUGGCACCCCAAGCCCUACCACCACGACCUGCCUUACGGACGUUCCUACUGGAUGUGCUGCCGCCGAGCCGAUCGCGAGACGCCUGGCUGCCGCCUGGGUCUGCACGAUAACAACUGGGUCCUGCCCUGCAAUGGGCCAGGCGGUGGGGGCGGCCGGGCUGGCCGGGAGGAGGGGAGGUGAAGCCGGGGGAGGGGGGGGAGAGCCCACCAUGCCCACCCCCUCCCCCUGGGAGCUGAGGGCCAGGACUGAGCCAGCAGCCCCUACCCCCAGUCCAGGCAGCGCUGACCCCCGUCCAGAACUGAGAUGGGGCUCAGGGGGAUGACCCAGGACGACACUCGGGUUGACUGACCCCAUUGGUUUUCUACUCUUCAGACCCAGGGCCGUGGACCCUCAAGUAGGGUGUUUUUUUAAUCAGCAUCUCAAUUUCUUCUCCAUUCAGCCCCAACACCCUCCCUGCCACUCUCUACACCCCAGGGACCCACCAGCAGGGAGCAGACGGCAGCUAAUUUUGGUACUACUUAAGAGUUCCCCCAUUCUGGCCCCCUUCUGCUCCUUCCUCCGAUUCUUUGUCUCUGGAGCUGUGUUCUCCCAAGAGGCUGCAGCACCCAAGGUUGGGUCCUCUCCUAACCGGUGACACCAGGGCUCGCCUCCUCCUUAGGAGUUGGGGGCCAUCAGAUCACAGAUCAAAUUUGGCACAUUUCCUGGCAGCCUGCCAUUUCUAGAUGUUUUCCCCUUUAAAACAAUAAAAACCGCUGUUUUCUCUUUAACCUCAAGCUACCUGUCUCUCUAGUUCCCCUAAAGGGGAAGAGGAAAAAAAAAAGUCAAAAGUAUAAAAAUCCCCCCUCUCCGUUAUUUAAGCUAUUGCCAUCACCCCCCCCCCCAAA